AUGAUUAAACGGGCCUUUUUUUCACAUACGUUUGUCUGUAGGAAUGGAUGUCUUGCCACUUCCUCUGUCCGCUGCUCUCUGCUGUCCGAUGUGGCGUUGAGGUCUGCAUUUCGCCGUGUUUGCGCCGAGGAGGGUGUGGGCUUGCAAGAGGGCGUAUCGGAAGAAAUAUUGGCGUCCGCCAUUGCGCAACCCGGGCUGUUCUCAGUUGAGGAUGCCAAGACAAAACUGAGGUUGUCGUCAGCUGUCACUGUAGAUGGCGGCAUGGUCUUCAUGACGGCGGACGGUGGGCGUGAGCUAGGCGAGGUUGAGUCAGUGCUGAUGAAGGUGGCGGCGAAAAUUCCCCCGUCGGGUGUGAGUGGCUCACAGCUGCAGGCGAUACUGGAAGAUGAGGCGCCGUACUUUCAGCCCUCCGCAAUGGGGGCCCUUUCUCUCAAGGAUGCGAUUCAGGCCUACCCGAAUGUUUUCAUCGUCGACACAGACUCCACUGGGAAGUGGAUGGUGAGGGCAGCCGGUAGUGCGAGGCCCAGUGUGCCGGUGACCAGCCGUGGACCGCUCAGAAUCGUCGACUUCUGCCGACGAAGGGCGUUGUUGGGCCAGCAAAGCUCCUACACACCUUUGAGGGUCGCCAUGCAGAAAACAGAUCUCACAGAUAAAGGGCUUCUGAGGGAGUUGGUAACGGAUGAAGAGGCUUCAAAAGCACUGGAGGUGAGGUUGUCUGUUAGUGUGAAACCGAAGCGUUCACCGGCUAAUGCCUUUUGCUUCAUUGAUGGCAGUGAAAUCGGCACCAAGGCGGUCGAUGCCAUGUGGAAAGGACUGUGUCUUUCGGAUCAAUCAACUCGUAUUGUGGCACGACAUCCAGCUUCACCCAAGCACAGUAGCACAGACAUUGUUGCACCGGAGGAAAUGCCAACUUACGCAGUUUUGGAGCUUAAAGCGAAAGAGCUAACGAUGCGUCAUUCUGUCAUACUCCAAGACAUCAUUUACAUGUGCUCAUCAAGGCAGUUUGUGAUGUACUCGGAGCAUGUCGCUAAGCUGAAUGCGUUCCCUGAUUCAGAUGUGUACGUGUGCUGUCCGAGUAGAGUGGAGUUAGUGGCAGAGAAACAGUACGUUCCUUUGUGA
Molecule: messenger RNA, 1119 nt
Organism: Trypanosoma grayi
Lineage: Eukaryota; Euglenozoa; Kinetoplastea; Trypanosomatida; Trypanosomatidae
Exons: 1
Coding region: 1-1119 (372 amino acids)
Source: RefSeq, a predicted model, not a curated record